GAAACAGCUUCUUAAAAUGCUAAUCUUUCAUUUGUCACGUUGGAUCAACACUGGUGUGGUGGAACUCAGAUAGACCUGAGUUAGGAUACCAGCUCUGCCACUUGCUGUGUGCAACCUUUGUAACUGUUUCCUUUUCGGUAAAAGUAGGGACUGUUGUGAACGCUGAGAUUAUGGUAAUAGUAGUAUGACGCUCAACAAAUGAGAGUUUUAUUGACUACCUGAAUCACCUUGGACGAGUACCUUUAAAUAUGAGGGCUUUGAUCCCCAAGGUCUCCUCAAGCCCUUUUCAGCAAUGACAGUUCCGUGUGUCCUCACGAUAAGGCAUUCCUGAAGUCUUCCCACACACCCCUCCCAAUUUCCCUCUUCUUAGUAAUGGUCUAAACACCCCUUCCCCUUGCCCUCUCUCUCAUUUCGCAUACCCAUCUGGAAGUUGCAGAUUGCCAAACUCCAAGGACUUUAAUCCGCGUCCUUUGCCCUCAGCCAGGGUCUAAAGGCAGACCAGCUGCAGAGGGGACGACCUGGCGCUUGGAUCCAUCCUUGAGCACCCGGGCCGCGGAUCUCCAGUUAAGAGAGCGCAGACGUUCUGGAGCCACCGUCGCACCCACCAGCUUCUCCAAACUUCCUACCGAGCCCAAGUGCCCUCUCGGCCCGGCGCUAGGAAGCUGCUGGCGGAGUUGGUACCGCGCCGGGGGGAUGGUCCUCGCCUAGCCCGCGGAGGAAGCCCGAAGCAGCGGGUGAGCGCGGCGACAGCCCGCACCCCUGACUCUCCGGCUUCCUGGUCCCCUCCAAACGCGAUCCGCUCGGAGGCCCCAAAGCGGAACGGGUGUCUGCAGUGCCACGCCCUCGAGCGCCACCCUGCAAGCGUGGGCGGCCCCGGCGGGUGCCUCGCCGCGGGAGAUCGCAGCGUAAUGAGAUGGUAAUGAGGUCCAAGUAAGUCCUCCGCAAGGCCCCGCGCCGCGCGCCUCAGCCCACACCGCAGCACACCCGAGCCGGGCGCACGCGGUGGGCGGCCCCGCGUCCCGGGCUGGCUCUCGCGCUCCCGCCGCCUCCCUUGCCCCCGCCCUCCCUUGCCCCGGCUGGUGGCCUGCCCGGCAGGAAGCGGUGACUCCCGGCCCCGAAGCCGCCCGCAGCCACUGUCUCUGCCCAGCCACUCCCCUCACCAGAGGCCCAGGAGGCCUCCAUGGCUUCACCCACCUCCACCAACCCAGCACACGCCCACUUCGAGAGCUUCCUACAGGCCCAGCUGUGCCAGGAUGUGCUCAGCAGCUUCCAGGGACUGUGUGGGGCCCUAGGGCUGGAGCCUGGUGGGGGUCUGCCCCAGUACCACAAGAUCAAAGCCCAGCUCAACUACUGGAAUGCCAAGUCAUUGUGGGCAAAGCUGGACAAGCGGGCAGGCCAGCCUGUCUACCAGCAGGGCCGGGCCUGCACAGGCACCAAGUGCCUGGUGGUGGGUGCUGGACCUUGCGGGCUGAGGGCUGCUGUGGAGCUGGCCCUGCUGGGGGCCCGUGUGGUGCUGGUGGAAAAGCGCAACAAGUUCUCCCGUCACAACGUGCUCCACCUCUGGCCUUUCACCAUCCAUGACCUGCGGGCACUUGGCGCCAAGAAGUUCUAUGGACGCUUCUGCACUGGCACCCUGGACCACAUCAGCAUCCGGCAGCUCCAGCUGCUUCUGCUGAAGGUAGCUUUACUGCUGGGGGUGGAAAUUCACUGGGGUGUCACUUUCACCGGCCUCCAGCCCCCUCCCAGAAAGGGGAGUGGUUGGUGUGCCCAGCUCCAGCCCAACCCCCCUGCACAGCUGGCCAACUUUGAAUUUGAUGUCCUCAUUUCUGCCGCUGGAGGGAAAUUCGUCCCUGAAGGCUUCAAAGUCCGAGAAAUGCGAGGCAAACUGGCUAUUGGCAUCACAGCCAACUUUGUGAACAGGCGCACUGUGGAGGAGACGCAGGUGCCGGAGAUCAGCGGCGUGGCCAAGAUAUACAACCAGAGCUUCUUCCAGAGCCUGCUCAAAGCCACAGGCAUUGAUCUGGAGAACAUAGUGUACUACAAGGAUGACACGCACUACUUUGUGAUGACAGCCAAGAAGCAGUGCUUGCUGCGCCUGGGAGUGCUGCGUCAGGACUGGCCGGAGACCGAUCGGCUGCUGGGCAGUGCCAAUGUAGUGCCUGAGGCUCUGCAGCGCUUUGCCCGGGCAGCUGCUGACUUCGCCACACAUGGCAAGCUUGGAAAACUAGAGUUCGCUCAUGGUUCCCGUGGGCAGCCUGAUGUCUCCGCCUUUGACUUCACAAGCAUGAUGCGGGCAGAAAGUUCUGCUAGAGUGCAAGAGAAGCAUGGUGCCCGCCUGCUGCUGGGACUGGUGGGGGACUGCCUGGUGGAGCCCUUUUGGCCCCUGGGCACUGGAGUGGCCCGGGGCUUCUUGGCAGCCUUUGAUGCAGCCUGGAUGGUGAAACGGUGGGCAGAGGGCACUGGGCCCCUAGAGGUGCUGGCCGAGCGUGAGAGCCUGUACCAGCUUCUGUCACAGACAUCCCCAGAAAACAUGCAUCGCAAUGUGGCUCAGUAUGGGCUCGACCCAGCCACCCGCUACCCCAACCUGAACCUCCAGGCUGUGACCCCCAAUCAGGUACGAGACCUAUACGACGUGCUGGCCAACGAGCCUGUGCAGAUGAGUGACAAGACAGACGCAGGGAAACCAGCCGCUGCAUCAGCAGGCACCCAGGAGGAGCUCCUCCGCUGGUGCCAGGAGCAGACAGCUGGUUACCCAGGAGUCCACGUCACCAACCUGUCUUCCUCGUGGGCAAACGGGCUAGCUCUGUGUGCCCUGGUGCACCGGCUGCGGCCUAGCCUGCUGGAACCCUCAGAGCUGCAAGGGAUGGGGGCUCUGGAAGCCACUGCCUGGGCACUAAAGGUAGCUGAGCAUGAGCUGGGCAUCACGCCGGUCGUGUCUGCACAGGCAGUCGUAGCAGGGAGUGACCCACUGGGCCUUAUCGCCUAUCUCAGCCACUUCCACAGUACCUUCAAGAGUACACCUCACAGCUCAGGCACUGUCAGCCAAGCCUCUCCAGGGACUUCUAGUGCUGUAUUAUUCCUUGGAAAACUUCAGAGGACCCUGCAACGGACCCGGGCCAAGGAAAACGGGGAAGAUGCUGCUGGCAAGAAGCCUCGCUUGGAGGUCGAGGCUGAGACCCCAAGUACUAAGGAGCCAUGUGUCCCUGAACCUGGUGUACCCCUGACACCCCCGUCUCAGCACCAGGAGCCUGGUGCCAGGAACCUGUGUGCACUUUGUGGGGAAGACCUCUAUGUCCUGGAACGCCUCUAUGCUGAUGGCCUUUUCUUCCACCGGAGCUGCUUCCGCUGCCAUACCUGUGAGGCCACGCUGUGGCCAGGUGGCUACGGGCGACUUCCAGGAGAUAAACAUUUCUACUGCCUCCAGCACCUGCCCCAGCUGGACCACAAAGAGGAUGGCAGCCACCAAGGCCCUGAGAGUCUGGAGCUUCCUACACCACGUGAAAUCAGUAUGCCACCAAGCCCCUCAACUCCCAGAGCCUCACAAGAAAGGGUCAGUCCUAUUCCAAACCCCAGCCAGCCCACACGUCGGCUGAUCCGCCUCUCCAGCCCGGAACGCCAGCGAUUGGCCUCCCUUAAUCUUACCCCUGACUCAGAAAUGGAGCCUCCACCUAAGCCCCCCCGCAGCUGCUCUGCCUUGGCCCACCAGGCCAUGGAAGGCAGCUUCAUGGGUUUGGGCAUGCCAGUCCAGGGACCUCAAGUUCUUGUGGCCAUGGAGGAAGAAGAGAGAUCCUCCUCCAGUGAAGAAGAAGAAGAAGAUGUGCCUUUGGACGCAGACACAGAGCAGGUCCUGCUGACCUUGGCCAAGACCUCAGGUACCAUGAAUAAGUACCCAACAUGGCGCAGGACUCUGCUGCGCCGUGCUAAGGAGGAGGAGAUGAAACGGUUCUGCAAGGCCCAGGCCAUUCAACGGCGACUAAAUGAGAUUGAAGCUGCUCUGAGGGAACUGGAAGCCAAGGGUGUAAAGUUGGAGCAGGCCAUUAGGAGUCAGAGCAGCUCCCCAGAACAGCAAAAGGAACUGUCGGUAGAACAGCUGCUACAGCUUGUUCAGAAAAGAAAUAGCUUGGUUGCUGAGGAAGCUGAGCUCAUGAUCACCGUACAGGAGCUGAACCUGGAGGAGAAACAGUGGCAGCUGGACCAGGAGUUGCGCAGCUACAUGAACCGGGAAGAAAUCCUAAAGACAGCUGCCGAUCGGCAGGCUGAGGACCAGGUCCUGAGGAAACUGGUGGACGUGGUGAACCAGCGAGAUGCCCUCAUCCGCUUCCAGGAGGAGCGCAGGCUCAGCGAGCUGACCUUGGGGUCAGGGGUCCAGGGCUAGAAGAGAGUGGGCUGCCUGCCUUGUUCCCUACAAGGCCACCUCACCCCAACACAGUGCCACCUGCAUUGCCAGCCCUGUUCAUCUGGCUGCCUGGGAUGGGGCUCGCUGUUUACAAUUAAAAUGUUUCUAUCACAAA
Molecule: messenger RNA, 4511 nt
Organism: Nycticebus coucang (slow loris)
Lineage: Eukaryota; Metazoa; Chordata; Mammalia; Primates; Lorisidae
Gene: MICAL1
Product: microtubule associated monooxygenase, calponin and LIM domain containing 1
Exons: 25
Coding region: 1181-4375 (1064 amino acids)
Molecular function (GO): FAD binding; protein binding
Source: RefSeq, a predicted model, not a curated record